AAGAGACAGACCCACAGAAUAGAGAUCAGAGGAAGAGAAGAGAUAGAAGUCAUGUCCAAAGUGUGGACAGCUCUCAUAUAUCAGCCAGUCAGUGUGACUCUGAUGUUCGGAUAAGCUUCAAAAGGGCGAUUUUGACUGAGAAACGCAAACAAUCUUCUGAUAAAAAGAUACUUUCUUUUAUAAAGUCUGAGGAAAGGUCAAGAAUUGUUAAUAAUGUCUAUGUCUACAUGAAAAAUGAGUCAGAUGACAGACUUCAUGCCUGCAAAGAAAGUGGUAAAAGUUUUGGUUUCAGGUCUAAGUUUAGAACGGACAUGAGAACCCACUCAGGACAAAAGCCUUUUUCUUGUAAAGAUUGUGAUAAAAGCUUUAGUUGUGUAUCUCAUCUCAACACACACAUGAGAACUCACACAGGAGAAAAGCCUUUUUCUUGUGAAGAAUGUAAAAAAAGUUUUAGUAUUGUAUAUAAUCUCAAAAGACACAUGAGAAUUCACACAGGAGAGGAGCCUUUUUCUUGUAAAGAAUGUGAUAAAAGUUUUGGACGAAUAUCUAAUCUUAAAACACACAUGAGAUCCAACUCUGGAGAGAAGCAUUUUUUGUGUGAAAAAUGUAAUAGGAGUUUUUGUAAUUCCUCUCAUUUCAAAAGGCACAUGAGAACUCAUACAGGAUGGAAGCCCUUUUCUUGUAAAGAAUGUAAAAAAGGGUUUAAUCAAAUAUCUGAUCUCAAAACACACAUGAGAACUCACACAGGAGAGAAGCCUUUUUUUUGUAUAGAAUGUAGAAAGGGUUUUACUCAAAAAUCUCAUUUCAAAACACAUAUGAUAACUCAUACAGGGGAGAAACCCUUUUUGUGUAAAGAAUGUGAUAAAGGUUUUAGUUAUUUAUGUCAUCUCAAAAGACACAUGGGAUCUCAUACAGGACAGAAGCCUUUUUCUUGUAAAGAAUGUAAAAAGAGUUUUAGUAUGGUAUCUCAUCUUAAAACACACAUGAGAACUCAUACAGGAGAGAAGCCUUUUUUGUGUAAAGAAUGUAAUACACGUUUUAGCCGUGUAUUUAGCCUCAAAAGACACAUGAAAACUCAUAUUGGAGGGAAGCCUUUUUCUUGUAAAGAAUGUAGUAAACAUUUUAGUAGUGUAUUUAAACUCAAAGCACACAUGAUAACUCACAGGAGAUAAGCUUUUUUGUGUAAAUAAUAUAAAACAAGUUUUAGUGAUGUAUUUGACCUUAAAACAAGAGAACUCACACAGAAGAGAAUCUGAUCCAAGGUCAGCUAUCAAAGCAUCCUGAUCUUUCAUUAAAUGUUCACAGACUGUUGGCCUACAUACCACAUUGAUGCAGUUAUUCUGUAAUGAGGAGACAGAAGUGACUAUUGAAUGCAUUGAAGUGAGCAGAUUUCUGAAAUCUGACAUGAGUGCUGAACAUUCUUUUUAUAUUCUUCUGACUUAAAAUUCUAACUUUUUAAACAUUAUUUUUAGGUGUUUGUCAACUGUAAGCCACUGUGAUCACAUAUCUCAAAUACUGAAUUCUGUAAUUCUAAACAUCCUGACUUUUACUUUUUAAGGUUUUUAACUUGUUCAUGAAAUUCAUUUUUUUAGAUAUACCUCUUAAUAGAAAU
Molecule: messenger RNA, 1612 nt
Organism: Oryzias latipes (Japanese medaka)
Lineage: Eukaryota; Metazoa; Chordata; Actinopteri; Beloniformes; Adrianichthyidae
Biological process (GO): regulation of gene expression
Cellular component (GO): nucleus
Source: RefSeq, a predicted model, not a curated record